Molecule: messenger RNA, 1125 nt
Organism: Impatiens glandulifera
Lineage: Eukaryota; Viridiplantae; Streptophyta; Magnoliopsida; Ericales; Balsaminaceae
Product: protein YIF1B-like
Exons: 5
Coding region: 196-1008 (270 amino acids)
Biological process (GO): endoplasmic reticulum to Golgi vesicle-mediated transport
Cellular component (GO): endoplasmic reticulum-Golgi intermediate compartment; Golgi membrane; COPII-coated ER to Golgi transport vesicle
Source: RefSeq, a predicted model, not a curated record
UCGAAUCCCAAAACGUGUUUUCUCUUUCUUUCUCUCUCUCUGGAGUCUGGAUCCAUCAACAAGUGCCUGAGAGGAUCGAUAUUUUCUUACAAGGAAAAGGAAACUGAAGGAAUUCUCUUCAUCGGAUAGUACUACCGUUCGAGAUCGAGCUGUUUUUCCAUUUCUUGGCAGAGCUAUCACUCUCAGUAAUCAUAAAUGUAUGAUAAUCCGAGACCCCAAAUGGGGAUGCCAAGACCGGCAGUACAUCCUCAACAAACUCCUUUUGGGAAUGAUUUUGUUGGAGUUGGUUCGGGACUAAUAAGAGGUGGCCUAGGUGCUUAUGGAGAGAAAAUACUAGGAUCAAGUUCAGAAUAUGUCCAAAGCAAUAUAAGUAGAUAUUUUGCUGAUCCUCAAUACUAUUUCCAAGUUAAUGAUCAAUAUGUGAGAAACAAGUUGAAGGUUGUCUUCCUUCCAUUUCUGCAUAGGGGUCCUUGGACAAGGAUAUCAGAACCAGUAGGAGGGAGACUUUCUUACAAGCCUCCCAUCUAUGACAUUAAUGCUCCAGACCUGUAUAUUCCUCUGAUGGCAUUUGGGACAUAUGUCAUUCUAGCUGGAAUCUCACUUGGGCUUCAAGGGAAGUUUAGACCGGAGUCUCUGAAUUGGCUUUUCAUAAAAGGUUUGUUGGGUUGGUUCAUGCAAGUAUCCCUUCUAAGGGUGUCCUUGUUCUCAUUGGGAAGUGGGGAAGCACCCUUACUGGAUAUCGUGGCAUACGGAGGGUAUACGUUCACAGGUAUGUGUGUGGCUGUUUUGGGGAGAAUUAUAUCGGGAUAUUCCUACUACUUCUUGAUGCCUUGUACCAGCUUGUGUAUGGGUAUAUUCUUGGUGAAGACAAUGAAGAGAGUUUUGUUUUCGGAACUAAGGACUAGUUAUGACUCCACUAGGCACCAUUAUCUUUUGCUUUUCAUUGGUUUAGCUCAGUUCCCACUCUUCAUUUGGCUAUGUAAUAUUAGUGUUAACUGGCUGUUUUAGAUAUUUUUUUUUACACUUUUGUUUUUGGUUUGUGUAUUUAUUUUGUUUGCAAUUAGAAAAGAAAAACUAAAUUAGUGUUUGGGUAUAUUAUUUUAUAUAGGUUGCUUGUAUUUCUCA